AUGGCCCUUCCUCAGGGCCCGGAGGGUGACAGCCCCCUGCCGGGGGACCCCCCGGCCUCCGAGGACGCCGCGGGGCCCAGCCAGGCCCCCGCCAGCCCCGCGGUCGCCCGGCGGCGGCUGCUCCUGCGGGAGCUGGAGGCCCAGGUGCAGGCGGCCUUCGGGCAGGACCGGGAGCUGCGGCCGGAGGAGAUCGAAGAGCUGCAGGCCGCCUUCCAGGAGUUCGACCGGGACCGGGACGGCUACAUCGGCCACCGGGAGCUGGGCGCCUGCAUGCGGACGCUGGGCUACAUGCCCACGGAGAUGGAGCUCAUCGAGAUCUCCCAGCAGAUCAGUGGCGGGAAGGUGGACUUUGAAGACUUUGUGGAGCUGAUGGGCCCCAAGCUGCUGGCGGAGACCGCGGACAUGAUCGGCGUCCGGGAGCUGCGGGACGCCUUCCGAGAGUUUGACACCAACAGGGACGGCUGCAUCAGCCUGGCGGAGCUGCGGGCGGCCCUCAGGGUCCUGCUGGGGGAGCGCCUCACGCAGCGGGAGGCGGACGAGAUCCUGCAGGACAUGGACCUCAACGGGGACGGCCUGAUCGACUUCGAAGAGUUUGUGCGGAUGAUGUCUCGCUGA
Molecule: messenger RNA, 615 nt
Organism: Pipistrellus nathusii (Nathusius's pipistrelle)
Lineage: Eukaryota; Metazoa; Chordata; Mammalia; Chiroptera; Vespertilionidae
Source: the annotation of a GenBank genome assembly